Molecule: messenger RNA, 2963 nt
Organism: Zootermopsis nevadensis
Lineage: Eukaryota; Metazoa; Arthropoda; Insecta; Blattodea; Termopsidae
Product: SH3 domain-containing lethal (3) 05822
Molecular function (GO): protein binding
Source: RefSeq, a predicted model, not a curated record
UACUUGAAUAACCAGUUUGUGUAUUUACGUUCUGAGUCGCCAGCAUUGAUUUCAUUUUAAUUUAGAACACUUAAAUUUAAUUUUAUUAGUGGAAUAAGAAGUAGCCUAUAUUUUGGGUAUGUCAGCUUCUGUGUUACAGUGAGUCAUGUUAUUUGAUUCAUAGGCUAUAUAUGAAAAUACCUGUUCGAUCUGCACCACUCCCACCCAGCAGCAAUCAAAAUAUGAGCCUGCAUCAUAACACUUGUGCCUUUGAUGAUUGGUGUGACUGCAAUGAUCCAUUAUGUAAGCACAUCUUCUCAAAUGGGCCUUUGUCUGUACAUGUGGGUCGACCACCUGGAGAAAAGAAGAAACCACCUCCGCGUCCACCACCACCCAAAUUUCCUCAAAAGUACCAGCAAAAACAGGUGCCUACUCGACCCCGCCUUCUGUCAGGACUGUUUACGCGGAAUGCAUCAUCACAUAGUACUCAUUCCCAGCAUAGCAUUUCAGCACAGCAGAAAAAUAUGAAGAAAGAAAGUCAAACAACUGUAGGGGCGACACCACUGAUUGAUUUUCGCUCUCCCUCAUGCUCCCCAACUCCAACUACUCAUUCUAGCAGUGAUGGACUCAGCGUGAACAGCUUUGGAAGUGAUGGCUCUGUAUCAAACAAUGGACACACUCCAUUUGGAGGAAGCUCCUCUCUGUUUGAAAGUGGAUUUGAGGAUGAUUUUGAUUUUUUUGGAGGUCUAACCAGAUCAUCUAGCUUUGGUACUCCUUUAGACAAACAAAAAGAUCCAUGGAGUGUUUCCAAAUCAGAAGAACUGUUUUUGCCUUCAAAGCAGCAGAACUUUUCUGUGAAUAGUGCAUCAGUUCAGAAAGUUGCUGGCAACUCUACAUUUUAUAAACAAAGCAGUGAUAGCUCCUCAAGUGCGGUUCGACACUCCUGUAUUAGUUCGAUGCCGACAAUAAUUCGAGCAAAACCCGGGCGACCACCCGCAUUACCGAAGUUGAAUAAGGCCUCCAGUGACCAGACUUCAGACAUCUCAUGGUUUCCAUUGGAGACCAAAAGUCAAGCCUUUCCUCAUUUGGUGCCUAUCAGAGAUUUUGAUGACGUGGGUAACUGGUCACCGCCGAUGCCCUCCAUUCCACCUCCACCACCACCUCCAGAGGCACUGCAGGAGUUGGAGUCUGAUGGUCCAUCACCACAACUUCCUCCACGACCAGUCCACUUGCAGGUGGAAGAUGUUCAGAAUCCUUAUGGAAUUGCCUUGUACGAUUAUCCUGCCACUCAUCCUGAUGAUCUCGCUUUUCAGGCCAAUGACACCAUCUUCCUUCUGCGUCAAGUAAAUACUGAAUGGUUAUAUGGUCAAGUUGGUCUAAACCAGGGAAUGUUUCCUGCUACCUUUAUUAAAGUAAUAGUUCCUUUACAUGACACCAAAGGCAGCACCACUCAACGAAGUCAACGACCUGCAGCACAAAUUGUAACAGCUUUGUACCCAUUUGCUGCUGAAACUUGGGAUGACCUAGAAUUGCGGGAAGGAUCAUCUGUAUAUGUCAUAAGCAGAAUAAAUAAUGAUUGGUUAUAUGGGGAGAGUGGUGGGAAGUACGGCCAGUUCCCGGCCUCAUUUGCAAGUCACAUUCCAGCAAAUUUGCCUCUACGUACCAACUGAUUAGGAGAAAAUGAUUUGUGAAAUGAAGACAGCUAGAACAGUGGUGCAGGUAUAGUUGUAUAGUAUUAUGUGAAUAUAAAUUCAGUUAUUUUAUUAGUUACAAUAGUUCUGUAUACUAAGCUACAUAUUGUGAUAUUCUGGCUGUUUGUAUGCAAUUUAACUUCCUCACAUAGAAAAUGUUGAUGUCAUUCAUGAAGACAUUGACGCUAAAUGAAGAACGUUUACUUUAUCAAUGUUCUGAUAUCCUGGAUUUUUCAUAUAUCAACUAUUAUUGCAAUUUCUUAUGUUUUUUGACCUGUUGUUUGUUUAUUGCUGUUUAUAGUAAUAUCCGUAGCAGAAUAAGAAAGUAGCUUUUGAUUCUAGAAUGUUUUGCUUUGGUAUGUCUAUGGAGUAUAAAAUUAUGUCUGGUGUAUUCUCAUAAAUGUUAGUUGUUUGCCAUUUACAUUGGAGUGUUUUAUAUAUUUCACAUAAUAGAACGGAUAGCUUUAAAAGUUAGUAUAGUUAUUGUUCUCUUACUUUACUGUACUUAUUGUUCAUUGUCUUAUUUUUCUUCAACUCUCUGAUGAAAAGAAAAAUCAAAUGGAUAAUAGCAGUCCGCACUAUGACUGUCACCGAAGUGCAGUCUUGCAUAAUCAUUGUAGUUAUUACGCAUUUCACUUCUAGUAUUGAAAUAGUACGUGAAACAUUAUCUUGAAAGAAAUACCACUGUGCAAGUCACAUACGUAUAAGUGUGAUACGGUGAUUUCUGAACAUUGUACGUACACAGUCCGGUGUUUUACUGUGGCUGUUUGAAUUGUUUGCCGCAGCAUGUUUUGUCGUAUAUAUGACUACAAAACUACUUUUUUGUUUUCUGCAGUCAUUCAGGGAGCUCUUCUAAAAGGAAGUAAUCUUGACACUUUGCUCUGCCAUUUAAAUUAAAUGCUUAACUUUUUAUGAAACUUGAAGGUUUAUUAAAGGAAAGUAAAGUUGUCCCUCUACAUACCAUUGAGUUGCUUGAGGGGAGAUGAGAUAUAGUUCCUGUUAAUGCUUGAACUUGGCACUAGAGAAGGGUUAGUAUCAUUCCCUGGCCAUACUUUAUGCCCAGUGAAAGGACCCCCGGUACCCAUCGGAUAGAGGGCUGGGUGGGCCUCGGAGCCAGUCUGGAUGCAGAUGCUAGAAAAGAAAUCCUUUGCCCUCGCUGUGGAUUGAACAACCCCAGACACUAUACUGACUGAACUACCCAGCCUCAUUCAAGGUUCAUCACCCUGUUCUAAAAAGCCUGUCAUUGGAUCUUAUCCUGAGCCAGUUGAAUCCAAUCUGUGCCCUUUAUCCUUG